CAAGAAGAAUGACCGGACACAUUUCAGACUUCUCAACCCAGAAUCUUCUCACUAGACUUAAAACUUGAAACCUAGACGAUCAGAAAAAUCACAAAAAACAAACAAGAAGAACACCUUCUUAAAUAAAGUUUGAGGGUUAAGAUGUAGCACGUUCAUUUGGGGGGUAACACACACUAUGUUCAUAAAGCUCACUCAGACAAAGGCACCGAGUUGUGAUCAGUUUCCCCCCAUUCUAUAAUAAAAUGUUUAUUUAAUCAAAAUAAAGUCUUCGCUUUAGAAAAACUUAGCAUUUGGAGAAAGCACAUGAGGCACAAGUCAGCUGACGAGUUCUUUUGAGUUCAUAAUUUGUUCUUUGUUUUUCAUCAAACUUCUCCUCCCAAUGUGUCGACUUGUAUGUUGCCAAUAAAGUUUGAAAUCUCGUGCCUAAUGUGAUGUCAUCGACUCACAACCAUGCAAAGCAAAACUAGAUUUUUUUUUUUAAUUAAAAAAGUUAUACUUGGUGAAACUGUAUAAUAACCGUUUCAUUGCCCAGCUGUCUUUUUAUUAUUAGUGUGCAUCUGUAAGAGAGAGAAAGAGAAAGAGCUACAGCUCUGGACUGUGUCUUUAAGCGGUUGGCCUGUGUUUGUAUAACAGAACCCACCUAAAAGUGUUGCGUUAUGUUCCACCAGCCUCGCUGUUCGCGUGUCGCCAACGUGCAGCGAGGAGGAGCUGUUCGCUGCUGAUGCGUUAUCACCAGGAGAGGGGAAAGGGGAGGGGAGGGCUUACAAGUCCAGUCCCGCGGAACAUCCUGCAAACAAGUCCGGGAGUCGAAACCAAACUCCGCUCAGUGUUUCCCCCCCACACCCUCCUCGCGGCGCUUCGCUCCCUCCGUGCUCGUGUCGUGAUGCCGCUCCGUGGGGAGGAAGUCUCGGCGCUCCAGAUAUAGUUGGCCCACUCUGCAGGUCGCUUUUGCCCUGCUGGACAUAUGAGCGAGCGCCGUUUUAUUGUUUUCAUCUCCGAAAGCACGGCGGUGGGACAUCCGGCAUGGAGAGUCCGUAGGAGGAGGAGGAGGAGACCACGGUCGCUACUGGGUUGGUGAAGAGAGCGCGAGCGCACCGACGCACGCGCUUUUCUGCGCUCGAGAUGGACUUCAAGAAGACCAAAUUUGGAAGGUACAUGAACUGCAGGGUGCCGGCCAACAAGCGAUACCAGCCCACAGAGUACGAGCACGCAGCCAACUGUGUCACACACGCGUUUUGGAUUCUUCCCAGCAUAGUAGGCGGGUCUGCGCUUUACUUCCUGUCUGUGGACAAAUGGCACCGGGUCGCCGCCUUGCUCUAUGGGAGCGGUCUCACUGGCCUCUUCCUCACCUCGACGCUCUUCCACACGGCCGCCUGGAAGAUCAGCCAUCUCCGGAAGGUGGAGGAACGUUUCCACAUGUGUGACCGGAUGGCCAUCUACUUCUUCAUCGCUGCCUCCUAUUCUCCCUGGUUGAUGCUGAGGGAGCUAGGACCCUGGACGUACCACAUGCGCUGGCUGAUCUGGGUCAUGGCUUGCGUUGGGUCCACGUACGUCUUUUUUUUCCACGAGAGGUACAAACUGGGAGAGUUGCUGGGAUAUGUGACAAUGGGGGCUGUUCCUGCGUUGGUCAUUCUGUCCAUGGUGGACCGCGCAGGCGUGUGCGAGCUGGCUCUGGGAGGCGUCUUCUAUGUGGUGGGCGUGGCCUUCUUCAAGAGCGAUGGGCUCGUCCCAUUCGCCCACGCCAUAUGGCAUCUUUUCGUUGCGGUCGGAGCGGGCAUUCAUUACUACGCCAUCUGGAGGUACCUGUACGUGGCGGGACCACAGCCGCAGACGUCCAGGUGACGGACAGCUUUUCAGCCGAUCUCAUCGGAGAAUAUAUACUGAAAGCUGCCGAUUUGAAACCCGAAGGCGGCUACUGAUGGUUGCACUUAAAUGGACUGAAGGGUUUCAUCUUGGGUUGGUGCUGAUGAUUAAACUCUCAGUUUUAGGGACGAAACACCUGGUCAAAGCCAGUACAGUAGGAUAAAUGGGAGCUUUUUCUAGUAUAUUAUUGUGUUUUUGCUGUUAACAAGCUGACUAAGAGCAUUAUUUGUAUCAAGUUUUCAUUUGUGUGCCUAAAUAGAGAACUGUGCAAAAGUUUUAAGCACUUUAUGUGUUUUUGAUUCUGAAGCCUACAUUUUUUAAGCAAUAACUUAUAUCAUUGCUAAAAUAUUUUCUGUUGUUGCUAAACAGGCUUGGCAUUGAAAUAUCUUCAGAAGAAUAAUUUAAAGUGUAUGGUGGCCAAAGUGUUGAAAUUGUUCACAUUUUGUCAGGUUACAACCACAGACGUCAACGAGUGUUAUGGUGAUUUUAUGUGACUGUAACCCAACAAAAAAAGGGUGCAUAAUCAUGAAGUGGAAGAAGAAGAAUACUCAGACUUAUUUUCGUUGACGCUUACACUCAGAGCUGCAACAAAAGUUUAAAUCGCGUCAUGUUCGUGAGAUUGAACGGCUCAAUUAAAGUCCAGACGUAGGUCAGGUUCUUUUGGAAAGACGAAAUUUUAGUCUCAAGAUGUGCUCAUUCCACCUCAAAAGGGUUUCAGUUACAUUUGCAGUGAAAGGGGGUUUUGCAAAACCCAAUACGCACCGCACUUUUCAGACUUUCAUUGAUAAAGAAAUGAGAACCAUAAAUUGUUUUUUUUCCGCUUCACAGACAAAUCACGUAAAACCCCAUUAAACCACAUCAAUGAUUAUGAUUGUAACAUAAGAAAAUGUCAGAUUUAAGGGGUAAAUGUACUUUUGCAGGGCACUAUUGUUUGGCAGGAUUAAGAAAAAAAGUAUUUAUAAAAGGACAUAAUGUCUGCAGUUUAAGAUAGAAAAUUAUCUCUAAAGCUAAAUGAAGAUGACCGUUGAUUGGCAGUCAAGGGAAAAACCAGAAUGUCUUUUUUAUGCUAAGCUAGCAUAGGAGCUACUUUAUGUUAGCAUGAAGCAAUAAUUUCCAAGAUGGUCGUUUUAAAGUGGUCCAGAUUCAGAGUUGCGAAGAGUUUCUAAAGGACUUGAAAAUAAUUUUUGGGGGGGAUUUUGGUUGUUUUUUUCUAUGCAAGUCUAGUUCAAGUACCAGGUCUUGGUAGCGUAUUGUGUCAUGUGGAGGACAAAAGAAGAAGAAUCAGUAUCAGAGACAGGUCCCUUAUAAGAUGCAUUGUUUUCCCUUUGGGAACCACAACAUCUGAGCUAAAAUAGGAUUUUCCUUUUGUUGAAACAGGAAUCUGGUUUUUGCUUUUUGUUAGAUUCAACUGAACACGUUGAACAAUUUGCCUCUUUGCAACAGGCUGCUGGUAACAAAGUGCCUAAAGAUCCAGUUCAAAACGAGUUCUUUGCUCAGUCGGGUUGUGUGUGUUCACACUCACCACUGAUUCAACAAUUAGCAGCGACAAUUACUGAAUAAUUUAUAGGCUGGACUUAACUGACGUAAUGAACAACAUGAAAUCGAUCAGCCGUUGGGAGUGAAAAUGAAAAAAAAUCUGAUAUAUCUCAAGAUUUUUUCACAGUAACUGUAACCAUUUGCUCGUUUUGGGGUUCCAAAACUUACCGGCCACUUUUAAUUACUGACUUUAUCUCAAGGUGAAAGUUUUAGGGAGGCAUUCUUUUAUGGAUAUGCUCUGCGUUUCGCUGAGAAUUUCUGGUUAAAAGUCCACUCAUCGGGUGGACUGAGAGCGUGGGGAGCAAUGAAGACGGACUUAAAGCCCGACGUGGAUCGACAGCUGCUCUCAGGAUAAAUGUCGUCUGAUUGUAAUUUUGUUGUUGAUUUUUAUUUGUUUGUGAAGGUGUCGCUAAUUAAUUUGACAUAAUUUGCUAUGGUAACAUGUCGUGGGUAAAUAACUCCAAUCUGGCAUCAUUAAAGAUGCGUCACAGAGAACUGACGAAAGGAAAGGUUUUAAAUUGUACAGGCAAAUUCAAGACGGACUGCAGUGGAUCUAAAAAGUGUGUUCUGCGAUGCAAAUAAAAUGAGACGAUGAUAAAUUAUUCAUAUUCAAAUUUAACAUGUUGCAUAUCCUGUAGUAUUUGACUGAAAAACAAAGACAUCUGAAUUAUCCAGUUACAUAAGUGUGCAUAUUGGAAAAUCAUCCAGUUUUAGUCUGUUUUCUUGGUGGGAUUGUUCUGUACCCUUCUCCUGAUUGAUACCUUUGACCAGCUAGAUUGCUUUCACUAGAACAGCUGAUAUUUAUUUAAGUUUCAUCAGAUCUUGAAGAGCGAAUACAGAAAUGAUCAGAUCGAUGCUGUGCUCAUUUAUGCAACCAGGUUUAUGAAGCUUUUAUAUUUGUUUUUUGGGGUUUUUUUUAGCUGAUCUGCACUAAAAGUGGGAAAAAAGCGUUGAAAUGAUUUUAUCAAAACUUCUGUAGUCAUUUUAAAAUAUAUACCACUGCAUUCAGACUCUUUACGUAGUCUGGACUGCAAUUGCCAGUUAUUUUGCUAAUAUGACGCACUUAAAUUCACAAGCACUUUUCGAUUCACAGAUGUUUCAUUUAAUGUACAAUUUAAUCAAACCAACUAGUUGAAUCUGGCUUACAGUGUCGAUUUAAUCAUUUUAAGCAUGCAGGUUUUCAUGAAAAUUUUGAUUUUUAUUGAUGAUGCCUAAACAAGGACAGUAAAAACCACAAGUGAGGAAUUUUCUACUGAAAUGUGCUACUGUCUUAAGACACCACUGACUCAGGAAGUGAAGCACAGUGUGUGCGUGUGUGUGUUUUUAAUCAAGUAUU
Xiphophorus maculatus (southern platyfish) is the source of this 4735-nucleotide messenger RNA. It is a transcript of the gene mmd2a, whose product is annotated as monocyte to macrophage differentiation associated 2. Gene Ontology annotation, cellular component: membrane. Lineage: Eukaryota; Metazoa; Chordata; Actinopteri; Cyprinodontiformes; Poeciliidae. The record is from RefSeq and is a predicted model, not a curated record. The coding region runs from base 1123 to 1842 and encodes 239 amino acids. The transcript has 7 exons. Gene Ontology annotation, molecular function: pore-forming activity.